Molecule: messenger RNA, 639 nt
Organism: Rotaria socialis
Lineage: Eukaryota; Metazoa; Rotifera; Eurotatoria; Philodinida; Philodinidae
Source: the annotation of a GenBank genome assembly
AUGCAAAAUAUAUGGAUUUUCAUUUAUUUGAUUACAGUAACAUCGAUUCCAAUAAUAGAGUCCUUUGUGCCGAUUAGUAAUGAUCAACGUGAAAAUAAUUCUGAUGAUUUAGAACAAAUUCUAUCUGUACCGGAUUAUUCAUCUUCACGAUCGGAUUCUUUAUCGGCGGUAGAAAAGGAAAAUGCUCCUGAAUGUUUAUCGAAAAUUUCUCUUUCGGAAGCGUUUAAUCGUAAUCGACGAGCAUCAAUAUCUCGUCCUUAUUUUUAUCAUUGGCGAGCAGCUCGUGAAAAUAAUCGGCCAACCUCGAAAAAUGUACUGCCAUUUUCAUCUCGUUUAGGUAAACGAGCAUAUGAAGAUAAACAAAAACAGGAUAUCGUUAUUAAUAAACAACAAACUGAAAGAGAUAAUGAAUUCAAUGAUGUUCUUGCGUUCCUUCUUGGCUAUUUGACAGGAAAAAAUAUUGAUAUUACUUAUGAAGAUUCAACAAAAAUUUGUUUAACACAAUCUAUUGAUAAUGGCAUGAUACAAGAAAUUCUCGGUAAAUUCUAUAAUAGCCAAUGUCAACCAAAUAAAGAACUAACACAAGAACGACAAUUAACGGGAAAAGGUUCUGUUUGGUUUUGUUCUCGACUUGAUUAA